CGUGAUGAUUUAAUGUCAUGCGACAUUCCAUCUUUAGCCGUGGUAACCAAACUUUACUCCAGUACAAAAGUAUUUUAUUCUGGCACAUAAAUUCUUAGGAUAAUCUGUGUUCUUAUUUGGAAAUUUUGACUGUACUGUAAGAAUGUCUGGUCGUGACGGCGGUAAGAAAAAGCCUUUGAAGGCACCGAAAAAGGACCCAAAACUGUUGGACGACGAAGAUGUAGCGUUUAAGCAGAAGCAAAAGGAGCAACAGAAAGCACUUGCUGAAGCUGCAAAAAAAGCAAGUCAAAGGGGUCCCCUCGUCACGGGUGGUAUAAAGAAAUCUGGCAAAAAAUGAUCCAGUUAAGACUGAUGAAAAACACGCAUCGUGCACACCAUGUUCUUAUCAAGGCAUAAUUUUGAUAUUAUCAAUUAGUAUACCAUCCGAAAUAUAUUUCGAGCCCCCGAUACUAAGAAAUGGUCAACAUCUGUAAAUAAAACGUUUAUUGAUUAAAUGACAGCAAUAUACGUAUUUCAUAGACAUU
Molecule: messenger RNA, 524 nt
Organism: Habropoda laboriosa
Lineage: Eukaryota; Metazoa; Arthropoda; Insecta; Hymenoptera; Apidae
Product: translation machinery-associated protein 7 homolog
Exons: 2
Coding region: 143-337 (64 amino acids)
Source: RefSeq, a predicted model, not a curated record